AUGAGGUUAAAUAUCCAAGAAUAUAAGGAGCUCACGGAACCUUACUCCUGCUCUCAGGGUGGGACAGCCCGGUCAACAGAAGGAGCUGCAAGUGGGGGUAAGCUUGGACGGGACAUCCUCCAACUUCCGGUCUCGAGUACCGUUGGUGGAGGCCUGUACGGAAAGACGCAGCCGCAAUCAACAGAAAGAGUUCUAGGACUGACCAAGUGUCAAGGUUGUGGACCCCUUUCAUCUUCCCUCCUGCCAAAUUCACACCUGCUACCACUUACUAGAGUGACCAUGUCUCAGCAUCAGGAGAUUCCACAUGAUUCACAGGAACAACAUGCCCAUAGUAACACCCAGGACCUGUAUGCUACAUGGGUUUCUGAAGAAACGGAGGAGAGCUCAUCCUCCUCUUCCUGUACUCUAGUGCCUGAUAACCUGGAGGAGCCUCUGGCUGCUGGCACACCCAAUAGCCCACUAAGUCCUCAGAGUGCCUGUUCAACUUCCACUGUCUUCAGUUUCAUCUCAUCAAGUAAAUCAAAUGAGAGCUCUGGCAGUCAAGAAAAGGAGGAUAGUUCAGGUUCUUCAAAGUCCCUGUCGGAAACUGAGAGCUUGCCUGAAGACCCUUUAGAUGAGAAGGUGACUUUGCUGGUGCAGUUCCUGCUGCACAAGUAUCAAAUGUUUGAGCUGAUCACAAAGGCAGACAUGAUUGAUGUUGUUAUCAAAGAGUAUAGGGAUGACUUUCCUGAGAUCUUCAGGAGAGCCUAUGAGUACAUGGAGCUGGUCUUUGGCGUUGAUGUGAAGGAAGUAGACCCAACCAGCCACAGCUAUGCCCUUAUUAACAAGUUAGGCCUCACCUAUGAUCCAAGGCUGAGUAGUGAUGAGGGGGUGCCCAAGACCAGCCUCCUGAUAAUGGUCCUGGGUGUGAUCUUCAUGAAGGGCAAUAGUGCCACUGAAGAGGAUCUCUGGGAAGUGCUAAAUACAAUGAAUUUACAUCCUGGGACAAAUCACUUCGUUUUUGGGGAACCCAGGAAACUCAUCACCCAAGAUUUGGUGAAGGAAAAAUACCUACAGUACUACCAGGUGCCCAACAGUGAUCCUCCAUGCUAUGAGUUCCUGUGGGGUCCAAGAGCCCAUGCUGAAGUCAGCAAGAUGAAAUUGCUGGAGUUUUUGGCCAAGGUCAAUGGAUCUGAUCCCAUUGACUUCCCAUCCCAGUAUGAGGAAGCUUUGAGAGAUGAAGAAGAGAGAGCCCAAGCUUGA
Phyllostomus discolor (pale spear-nosed bat) is the source of this 1242-nucleotide messenger RNA. Its product is annotated as melanoma-associated antigen B16-like. Gene Ontology annotation, biological process: negative regulation of transcription by RNA polymerase II. The record is from RefSeq and is a predicted model, not a curated record. Lineage: Eukaryota; Metazoa; Chordata; Mammalia; Chiroptera; Phyllostomidae. The transcript is spliced from 2 exons. Gene Ontology annotation, cellular component: nucleus. Bases 1 to 1242 code for a protein of 413 amino acids.